Messenger RNA from Aaosphaeria arxii CBS 175.79, 2173 nucleotides. RefSeq names its product cytochrome P450. Lineage: Eukaryota; Fungi; Ascomycota; Dothideomycetes; Pleosporales. Gene Ontology annotation, molecular function: oxidoreductase activity, acting on paired donors, with incorporation or reduction of molecular oxygen; iron ion binding; monooxygenase activity. The transcript has a single exon. The record is from RefSeq and is a predicted model, not a curated record. The coding region runs from base 405 to 2027 and encodes 540 amino acids.
CUCGAACCUACCUAGACACCUAUUGUGACGCCAAUCCCUCAAGCAUUAUUCCCCUGGAACAAAUACUUGAGUAUUGACCUGCUCUCCAAUUCCCGUCAGGAUUUCUCCCUCGACAGCCGAUGCCUUUACCCGAAUGACCAGCAGCAAUACGGCUGGAGGAUGAUUGCCGUUCUCAGACGACAACGCCAACCCCACAUCAACUCCCACUACGAAAGCUUGACCUCGUGGAGAAGACCUAUGACUAGGCUUACAAGCGGGUCUUGAACAACUGCCGAAGGGUCGAUAAUCCGACUACUGACGCCUUUUUCCUCACUCCUUCGAUAACAAAUCCAACGUGAUCCCCCUUCAACACGCGAGACAAUUUACUUGUCCUUUCAAUCCUUUCUGUACAGCGAGUUGUUGACAUGGCGAUUACAUCGGCGUUCGCCUCAUGGCCACCUUAUGCCUGGCUCUCGCUGAUCCUCGUGAUUCCAGUCGUAACACUGCUCCAUGAUAUAUGGGUAUGGAUGCGAAUGCCCCCUGGCCCAACUCCUCUUCCCUUCGUAGGCAACAAAUUCCAGCUUCCGCAAAAGUCACCAUGGAUUCAAUUUCAAGACUGGUCAAAGAAAUACGGCCCUAUCUUCACAAUCUGGAUAGGAAGAAAACCAACCAUAGUGCUGUCGGAUCCAGUCAUUGCACAGGAGCUUCUGGAGAAACGAAGCACAAAGUACUCAUCGCGGCCGCGUAUGGUGGCAAUGGGCGAGAUUCUUUGGGAUGGUGCUAGCAUCCUGGUGCAACCAUAUGGCAAGCAAUGGAGCACUCGAAGGAAACUGCUUCACCAAGCCAUGACUCCUAAAGCAUUAAAAAUGUAUAAACCGGCCCAGACAGCGGAGGCAUCUCGCCUAUGCCAACAUCUGCUGGAUAGACCUGCCGAUUGGGAGAAAUUGCUCGAACGAUAUACCUCCAGCAUAGUUUUCUCCGUUGCAUAUGGGCAUCGCAUCGAUUCAUUGAACGCAGAGGUCAUUCGUGAUCGCUUCAAGUUCAUGACAUAUGCAGCCUCCCUUAAUGUUCCCGGAAGAUACAUGGUCGAAUCUUGGCCUUUCUUGAAAUACAUCCCCGACGUACUUGCCCCAUGGAAGGCCGAUAUCAAAGCCCACGGCCGCGAAGAGGCGACCGCGAACAUGGCUCUUGUAGACGUCGUACGCUCCGACCUCGCCCGAGCCAGGACUCGAGGCGACGACAUCCCAGACUCCCUCUGCAAGUUGCUCCUCGAGCUCCGGGAAAAAGAGCACAUCCCCCUCUCCGACCGCGACUUCAGCUACAUCCCGGCCUCCCUCUUCGGCGCCGGCUCCGACACAACCGCCUCCACCCUCUGCAGCGCCUUCCUAGCUCUCGUAACACACCCAGAUACCCUCGCAGCCGCCCACGCAGAACUCGACUCCGUAAUCGGGCCCUCCCGCUCCCCAACCUUCGACGACGAGCCCCAUCUCCCGUACAUCCGCGCCCUCGCCAAGGAAGUCCUCCGCUGGCGCCCCGUCGCCGUGCUCGGCGGCACACCGCACGCCUCCACCGAAGACGACCACUACGAGGGCUACUACAUCCCGUCCGGCACGACCAUCCUCGGCAACUCCUGGGCCAUCAACCUCAACGAAGAGUACUACCCGAACCCGCACCACUUCGACCCCACGCGCUUCCUCGACUCCGCGAUGGCGGAGCGCGCGAAGAAUUUGACGCCGUUGUCUGGCCGCGCGCACCCUGCGAAGGCGGGACAUUCGUCGUUUGGGUGGGGGAGGAGGAUUUGUCCGGGCGCGGAUUUGGCGGCGAAUAGCUUGUUCAUUGCGCUGGCGAAGAUUCUGUGGGCGUUUGAUGUGGCGCCGAGGAAGGGGGUGGUGUAUGAUACGUUUAAGUAUACGGAGGGGUUUAAUAUUAGGCCGCAGAAGUUUGAGUGCGAUAUCACGAUUAGGAGUGAGGCGCAUAGGGAGGUGUUGCUGAGAGAUUCGAAGGAGGCGGAGGGGGUGCUGGAGAAGUUCACGCCUUUUGGGGAGUAGAUUGGCAGGGCGGCUUUUGCUGUGAGAGCUUAGGAAUGGUCGCUGUUAAGUUGAUAUGCAGGUAUCGCGACUUGGCCCACUUACGAUCACGCGUGGUAGUGCAAUACAACCAGUGCGUGUGACAAAUAACAAGAUUUAGUGAUCAC